AUGAAGAAACCCCGUUACUUGGGCGCAUUGGCCCUCAUUGCUCCCGGCGUCUCUGCGCAGAGCUGCAUAUCACUGGCUGGUUCUAAGACAUGCCCUGCUUUCAACUCUUCCUCAAUAUCGACAGAUUCUGCUUUAGUUGCCCUAUAUCCCUUUCUUGCUUUUGUGACGUCGACAGAGAGCUUCGAUACCCAAUUAAGUCAAUAUGUGGAUGAGCAAUAUGUACAGACAAAAUACAUCAAUAUCUUCGGUUGUGACAAUGUCAACCUGGGCAACACCUCCAGCUAUUACGCCCGUUAUACGAUCAGCUUUCUCUGCAACGGCAUCGUGCAGAACUCCAGGACGCCCUGCGGUCUAUCCCCCGCCGACUCUGAGCCCCUUUGUGCCGAUUCUUGUGCCGAAUUGGCGCUGAGUGAGGAACAGAUCGUCUCGAGCGACCUAUGCGCGGGUCGCAAUAGCGACUAUGCCGACGAACUCCGAGCCGACUUCACCAAUUGUGCUUUGCCAGCCAAUUCUAUUAGUGGCAGCUGUAUCACAGGGGAGUCGAACGAACCUGACGACUGCGGGUUCGGCGGCAAUCUGAUGGGUCUUUGCAGUUUUUGCCGCUCAAGUACCCUCAAUGGGACGGACUCCUGCUGCUUGACUUCCAACGCGACGGGUCGAUGCCAGGAUGUCACGCUUCCAGUCUUCUCCACCAUUUCAAACCUGUUCUCGUCUACCGCCAGUGCUACGUCUUCGCCUACCGUAAGCCCAACAGCGGUUGCUAGCCAUGGAGGCGGUGGUUUGAGUGGUGGCGCGAUCGCCGGAAUCGUCGUCGGGUCUGUAUUGGGGUUCCUUCUCCUCCUUGCCGUGAUCAUACUCUGCUUCAUAUGCUUUCGUCGCAGGCACAACGAUAGCAAAGCAGGCAGUGUUCUCAACCAGCCGUCGCCUCAGAGGAAAGGUGUUGUCUCCGCGUCCUACAACCAACCCAUGUCGCAGCAAGGAUAUGAAGUCUUGCCUGGCGGACGCGUCGCUCGCAUGUCUGCACUGCAAGAUGAUCAACCAGGCGUUGGACCUACAGUCGGACCACGAAAUUACACGUCCCACACUGACCCGUAUGGCGAGAGCCCCGAAUCGCGCGAAAAGACGGUUGGCGCGGUCAAAACUAAUGGCUCACCCGGCAGCGACUCACAUGGAUCGUCUCCGGGCGACUUCUCAUCGCCGGAAGGAGUUGCAAGUGGACAAUCAGAGCAGUUGCCGUUCUUCAAAGACUACUACUCUAAUGAUGAUAUUCACCCUGGAGAUAAAGUCUCGGUGUUGUGGGCUUAUCAACCUCGAGCAGGAGAUGAGUUUGAACUGGAACGCGGUGACAUGUUGAAAGUCGUCGGCAUCUGGGAUGACGGCUGGGCAACUGGAGUGCGUAUCAACGAGCGGGCGGAAGAUUACGAUGGCAAGCAUAAGGUGCAGCGAGACAGCGGUGUCUCGAACGGAUCGACCACUCGAGAAGAAUCUCCUACCCCGCCGGGGGAGAUCAAGGCCUUCCCCCUUGUCUGUGUCUGCCUACCCGAAGCCUGGAAGAAGACGGUAGAGGGUGAUACAUCUACAGAAAGCGGCUCAGGUGCUCCUCCGAUAUGA
Molecule: messenger RNA, 1611 nt
Organism: Cladophialophora psammophila CBS 110553
Lineage: Eukaryota; Fungi; Ascomycota; Eurotiomycetes; Chaetothyriales; Herpotrichiellaceae
Exons: 2
Coding region: 1-1611 (536 amino acids)
Molecular function (GO): protein binding
Source: RefSeq, a predicted model, not a curated record